Messenger RNA from Aspergillus puulaauensis, 4323 nucleotides. It is a transcript of the gene NOT4, whose product is annotated as CCR4-NOT core ubiquitin-protein ligase subunit MOT2. NCBI's taxonomy places the organism in Eukaryota, Fungi, Ascomycota, Eurotiomycetes, Eurotiales, Aspergillaceae. The transcript has 6 exons. Bases 1 to 4323 code for a protein of 1440 amino acids. The record is from RefSeq and is a predicted model, not a curated record. Gene Ontology annotation, biological process: protein ubiquitination. Gene Ontology annotation, molecular function: ubiquitin-protein transferase activity; nucleic acid binding. Gene Ontology annotation, cellular component: CCR4-NOT complex.
AUGUCAAGUCGCCAACAGCUUGACUCCGUCAUUGACGAUGACGAUGAGUUUUGCCCCCUUUGUAUCGAAGAAUUCGACCUGUCGGAUAAAAACUUCAAACCAUGUCCUUGCGGCUAUCAGAUCUGUCAAUUCUGUUACAACAACAUAAAGACGCAUAGCGAAGAAGGGCGAUGCCCAAAUUGCCGGCGAUCUUACGAUGAUAGCACCAUUCAAUAUAAGGUGCCUGAUGCGGAUGAGUUCAAAGCGGACCUUGCACUUAAACACCGCAAAGCAGCUGCCGCGAAAAAGAAGGAAACUGAAAAGCGAGAAAUCGAAGCCUCCAGCCGAAAGAAUCUUGCAGGUGUUCGUGUUGUACAGAAGAACCUCGUUUACGUGAUCGGUCUCAACCCUACAAUACGCGACGAAAGCCAACUUCUUCAAACUCUGCGCGGGAGGGAUUAUUUCGGCCAAUAUGGGGAUAUCGAGAAGAUUGUCGUCAGCAAGGCAAAGCCUGGUGGCAACCCAAACCAGGGCAUUGGCGUCUACGUUACCUAUGCUCGGAAGGCAGAUGCUGCAACUUGCAUCAGUGCGGUGGAUGGCUCGCCAAAUGGGGAUCGGGUUCUAAGGGCGCAAUACGGAACCACGAAGUACUGCUCGUCAUUCUUGCGCAACGAGCAAUGUCACAACCGGAAUUGCACUUUCUUACACGAGACUGGCGAAGACAGUGACAGCUACAGCCGGCAAGAUUUGUCCUCAAUGAAUACCUUGUCCAGUCAACGCUCAAACGGAGUCCCCGGCCCCAGCUCUGCUACCCCGCCGUACGUUGCACGAUCCUCCGCACAACCGAUCUCCCAAACAUUACGACGUCAACCCAGCAAAGAUGAUGCCGCUAGCAAUCGUUCUCUCGACGGGCCCGCUCUUCCGUCUUCAGCUAGCUGGGCGAACAAGGACUCGGCAAUCAACCGAACCAGACGGGCCAGCCUCACAGGUAGCCAAGCAUCGCAAAGCCCACGACCUGCUGUUGCCACGGUUGCGACAUCUUCGGAGGAUACCAAGCGCAAUGAGAAGCCGCCACAAAGUCAGCAAGAGCACCAACAGACCCCGUCACCCUCGGACGCGUCAUCCUCAAUACCUCAACCCCCUCCAUCUCAACCUCCAGCGGACCAAGCAGCUCCUUUGCUAGAUGGUUUGGUAAAGGCUGUCAACUCUCCAUGCUUCAAAUUCGUCUUCUCGGCGGCCGGUCUGCCACCAGACGAGCUUGCUCUCAUCGAUAACCACCCCUCAUUCAUUGAUCCAUACGGCGGGGUUAAGCGUCGUGCGAUGCGAGAGAAGGCGGAACAGGAACGCGUGAAAAGGGAACAAGAGCUUCUGCAGUCUGCUCCCGUGGAGGAUGAGGGCCCUGAGAGUGGGAGUCUUCAACUCGGCGGUGAGCCAGACGAUGCCAAUCCUCCGAGAGGCCGUACAGGUCGCGAUUCUCACGGUGCAAUUCAACCCCCAUCCCAGCAAGGCACAACCGCAAGCUCAGCUGUCGGCUCUCCUGUCUCUGCUGCUAGCCAUCAAUUCCAGGGCAUCAAUCUAAACAACCGCAGCCUGACCCCAUUACAGCAACAGCAGCUUAUGCUACUCAAGUCAGCUAGCAAUCAACAGGCAGGCCUUGUCGAUCCCUUACAAUCUGGAAUCAAUCCAACUGCAUUUGACCACGUCGCGCAAACUCGACAGGGUCUUUUGCAAAACCAGGUUGCUCAGCUUAAUGCACUCCAGGCGCAGAGUCGUCAGAACUCUCGAUUCUCUUUCACAAAUGACGCCAGCUCUAAGAAUCUUGCGAACUCUCGGAUGCUGAACCAGCCAACGUCCUUGAUGCAGUCGGGUACACCUAACCCACUCGCUGCACCCAGCCCACAGCACACUCUUGCAAGCAACUACUAUACCAGUGGGGUUCAGGGCCCACCUCCAGGUCUGAAAACAGCAGGCACUCCACCUGUUAGUGGAGGCGGGAUGUUCGCUCAAGGUCAUGGCUUCACAUCCAACACGAGUCUCGGAUUGGGUGGAAAGCAGGAAGCCAACCCGGAAUUAAUGCGCGAGCUGCUGCGCAGCCGCAGUGGCACCAAUGCAGGUGGUUUGCCGGGACAAGACAAUAAGCUUGACGAAGAAUUUCCGCCUCUUGGUGCCACACCAAAAGACAAGCGCUCGGUUGAUAGCUUUGGAUCGUUCAUGCGAUCGCAGUUGAUGAGUGACUCUCAGCCUUUAGGCCGUUCCGGUACACCGAGUCUCCCACCAGGCCUGCCCCUUCCACAAGGACAUUCCGUGUCAGCAUUGUUCCAAGAUCACUUCAAACCCUCAAGCCCGGGGUCAUCCGUUUCUGGCCCGCCUCUCGGGUUGGAGCCUGCAUCUCCUUCCGUAGCUGCCAUUUCUCGGAGCUCCGAGGAUGAUGGAAUGGGGUUAGAAUCGAAGGAAGAUCCCGAAGGCGAAUCAUCCUCUAAAACGGCUAAGAAUGCGGGAGAAAUAUCUCUGGGAUCCCCCGUGGCAAAGGCAACUGCUAGAGUUCGUUCCCAGCCAAAGGAAGAACCAGUCACCACUGAGACCAAAACCACUCAACCAAAGCUGAACGAAACUAAGACUUCCACAUCCUCUUCUAUCAAGGCCAAGCCGACAAAAUUGGAUUUGAGCUUCAACACUCAGGGCUCAGAACAGUUUUCGAAGGUGGAGCCACCAUACCACAUCCCGUCUGCUCAUGCCGCCCCCGCGUCCACCGCUAAUUCACGGCCCAAUACGCCGUUGACCGCGGCUUCUCGAGUAUCUGAGUCCCCAGCGCCUCGCCAACCUAGAGUCCUUCGUGUUAUCGAUACUCCAAAGGCAGAGACUCCACCACCUAUGUCCGCUACUCAGUCCAUUGCGUCCCUUCCGAUUGGAGGGAAAGGCCGCUCGAGGCGGCCCAGUGUUUCGUCUCAGAGCCGUUCCGAUACGCCUGGUGAUCUUGGGUCAGAGGCAGACCUCUAUGCCUCCACAUCGGCUUCUCGUGCUAACUCUCCCCCUGCAUCUUCCAGGAUUGGCUCUGCACCAGUACGGGCUGUCACGAAAAGCCAAAUGAAAAAAGAGCGGAAGCAGAAAGCCAAGGAGGCAGAGGCGAAGAAACAGGAGACUACCUCGGUGACUGAAGAGCCGGUGCAAGCCCCUAUCGUUGGUAGGAAGCGAAAGACCAAGAAGGCUCCGGCUGAGUCGACCAUUCCGCCAUCGGAGAACACUACCAGUGCUACCAAGUCUGCUCCCCCAGUCAGCAACGAGGAUAACGAGAAGCCUGAGCCGGUUAAGAAAUCAAGGCCAGCUGAGGCAACCCCCAAGGAGCCUAAGCCCACGCCUCCCGAGGUGAAGAUGCCUGCAGAACAGAAGCAGCCUGAAGCUUGGCGAUCCAGGAACACUGUUGAGCAGCUACUGAAGGAUGCAGAAUCCACCGGUGCUUCGCUCAAGGAUCUUUUCUCUGAACGCACGUCUCCUCUACAGGCGUUGCUAUCACAGCUUCACAAGUCGGGUGCCCUGGAUCUCAACAACCAUCCUCUAUUUAAUCCUUCUAACCUCAACCAACGCUCCGAUAUGAAAUGCACUUCGGACGAUUACGAGGAUCUGAAGCAACCCAUCGAACUAACCGAGCAGCAUCGUAAAGUGCUGCUGCGCGGGGAACCCAUCCGGAUGGGCACAGAUUCUGUCUCGCUGAAGGAUAGGUGUCUUAUCAGCCCCCGUGGGUGCAUUCUCCACCACCUAUCCCCCGAGGAGGAAGAAAGAUACCUUGCCCUAGAAAAGAGCAUUUCCUGGGCUAUCGAUACCUUCCAAGAAUACCCCGGUAUUCCAAUCACCGAGCCCGAUGCCACAAACCGCGGCGGCGGUUUAGACGCUCUAUUCGCUACGCCCGAGAAUUUCAACGUCUGUUGGGUUGAUGAAACAUCCGCGGGGGUCUCAGUUUCAUCCCCUACCUCCGGUCAAUCCACAACCGAAGGGCCUAUUUCUUCCAUCGCGCCGAAUAUUCUCUCCGCAAUGGAGGCGGACAGUACCCGAACCCACAAUUGGGCUAUCGACAAUACCGCAGAGCUCAUGAACGCGACAGCCACCUCAGUACGCUCUUUUGCUGCUGCCACAGCGAAGCAUAUGCUCGGUGCGGCGGGCGUUGUCAUGGGUAACUUGCCCGAUCUCGACGAUGUCGUGGGGAUGACAGAUGAAGAGCUGCGUUCUUUCGCAGUCAAGUCGCAGAAAGAACUUGAGUCGUCGCGGAAGGACCUGGACGCUAUUGAUAAGAAGCUUAGUGCGUUGGUAAAGAGGAACAAGAAGCUCGCGCAGCAGGCUCUGGCUACUUAG